Molecule: messenger RNA, 828 nt
Organism: Dracunculus medinensis (Guinea worm)
Lineage: Eukaryota; Metazoa; Nematoda; Chromadorea; Rhabditida; Dracunculidae
Source: the annotation of a GenBank genome assembly
AUGUCAUCUGGUCAGAAAUGCUGCCCCGAAUGUGGUGGUCUGUUUAUAAGUGAGUCCUCAUUAAGGAGCCAUCGACGAAGAGUUCACGACGUCGUUAAGAAAACUCUUUGUUGUCCUGCGGAUGGAUGCAAUGAAAAAUCUACAAAGAUAGCAAAUCUUGUCGAUCAUCUUAAAGCCCAUCACAUGUUUAUUCCUCAGUAUGUCAAUGAUAUAUUUAAUAGCGAUGGAUCUUUUCAGGUUUGGAAAAAAGAAAUGGAAUCUUUUAGUAGUGUAAAGUUUAUCUGUGGUUCUGGUUUGCAUAAAACCAAUAGCUCGAAUCGAACAGUGAGAUUAUACUGUCGCUAUUCUGGAAAACCGCGUCGCAAACGAAAUACUCAAAUUCAGCCGAUUAGGAUGCGCGAGUCUGUAAAAAUCGGAGCGACCUGUCCAGCAUAUAUCAAUGUGCAUUAUAACGAAGAUGGUACUGUUGCUGUCACGUCUCAAGUAAAUCAUUUUGGACAUGAAUUCGAGCCAUUUUAUUUUUUGCAGCCUAAUCCAAUAAUAGAUAAAAUUGUCGAAAUCAUUGAAACCAGUUCUUUUAAUAGAGAAAUUACACUGCAAAAGAAUCAUAUGUUGCAAGUUGAAGAAGCUAAUGAUAAAAAUGCAAGUGAAUUAUGUGUGGAAUGUGGGCAAAUAUUUGGGAAAAAAUUAAUCGCAGAAAAUGAAAAUCAAGGUUUUGAAAAAAACAAAUGCAAAAAAUUCAAUUUUCAAUCUCAUAUUCGUGAAGCGUUUGAUUAUCAUAUGAAAGAGGUACAAGAUGGCUUGGAAAAUCUUGCUAAUGACGGGUAA